Molecule: messenger RNA, 2463 nt
Organism: Branchiostoma belcheri (Belcher's lancelet)
Lineage: Eukaryota; Metazoa; Chordata; Leptocardii; Amphioxiformes; Branchiostomatidae
Product: UDP-glucuronosyltransferase 1-5-like
Exons: 5
Coding region: 755-2332 (525 amino acids)
Molecular function (GO): UDP-glycosyltransferase activity
Source: RefSeq, a predicted model, not a curated record
GUCUAAGAUACCACAUGCUGUGACAUUUCUUCCAUUGGUUCGAAGUAGCUUUCUUUUUUAAAACAUUUUGCAUCAUUUACAGUCACGACCAUAAUGUUCGAACGUUCCAUGCGGAGAUGCUCGUCCGUUCUAGAAGCGCCACUUGACAUGAUGUUUCAUAAUUGCAGUGAUACGAGUACAUGCAUGUACAUGAGUCAGUGAGUCACUUCUCCCUAAUCUCCAAGCAGAGGUUGCGGGGGAAUGAUCGUUAGGUUUUUAUAUAUGGCAGUUGUUGUUUUUUUGUCGCCAAUCCCACCACCCGUCGGGAGCCGGCGACCUUCUCUGGCUAAUGGCUACUGCCUGGCCAAUUUGAUACUGUCUUUUUGCCACCGAAAGGGAUCUGCUUGGAGAUUAACUUCUCUCGACAUUAGCAUUGUGUAUUGCCGUAGCAGUAGCAGUAGCAUUGUGUGCACGGACGGAAACAUGAUACUACAGCAUUCAUUACACAAUAUCUGUUUACGCACGGUUACACUUGACAGGGUGUAGGCUGUUAAUACAUAUGAAGCACGUUUAAACUGUAAGUGUAAUUUCCAACACAACAAAUUGGACUACGUAAACUAUUUGUGAAGGAAUGAACAGUCCACCGCUUCUGUUGUUAUGCAGAUGACACACGUGACUCGGUGAGCAGUGGAUCAUGUGUUACAGAAAGCAUGCUUUGUACUGCAUGUACAUGUAACGUUAGAGGUGUGACCUACAUGACCCUACAGAUGCCGCCAUGAUGCAUAUUCUCGGACCAAUCAUUCUAGCGACUGUAACGUCGCUGAUCCUCUCAUACUGUCAGUUUGCCGUUGGAGAGAAGGUUCUCUUGGUUUCCCUGCCGUUUGCAGACAGCCACUGGUUCGCCCAUGCCAACCUGGGGCGUGCUCUUGUGAACAGGGGGCAUGUUGUUACCGGUCUAAUGUCGCAGGAUAGUUUGGCGAGGCGAAAGACUCCCGAGUUUCUGUUCGAGACCUUCGACGACCGGGGGACCAGUGCACGGAUGAAGGCGAUCGAAGUCCAGCAUGUCUCAAAUGCUGAAGAAAUGUCUCUUGUGAAGAUAGUACAAGUCCCGAGCAUGCUGACCGAUGAACUGAUGAAACACUGUGAGUUGUUGUUGGGUGACAGGGAGAUGUUAGAGCGACUGAGAGACUCGCGCUACGGUGUGGUGAUCACCGAUACGUUCUUACCCUGUGGCGCCAUACUCGCGGCCUACCUGCGGGUCCCUAACGUUGUCCACCAGCGAUUAGAGCCGUUUGCGAUGGAUCUCGCGGCCACAGGCGUCCCCCGACCCCCGGCCUAUGUACCAGAGGUGCCGUUACCGUUCUCCGAUCAAAUGACAUUUCUACAAAGGGCACAGAACGCGAUCGUCCCCACCCUAUUGACUGGGGUAUUACGAGGGAUCCUACGCAGCAAGUUCGAUGUUCUGGCUCGACAGUAUCUCGGAGAAGACGAGACCCUACUGACCGCCAUGUCGCAGGCUGACUUGUGGCUGUAUCAGACCGACACCGUGCUAGAUUUCCCGGCUCCCUCCAUGCCCAACAUGAUCCAGGUCGGCGGGUUGAAUGUCCUUGAGGUCGCUCCCCUUGCCAGGGACUUGGAAACAUUUGUCCAGGGCUCUGGAGACCAUGGCGUUAUUGUUGUCAGCUUUGGAUCGGUGGUCAAGGCGAUGUCGACGGAAAAGGCAGAAAUCUUCGCCGAAGUCUUCGGCCGCCUCCGACAGAAGGUGGUGUGGCGGUACACGGGAGAGAAGCCGGCCGGGCUGGGCAACAACACCAAGCUGAUGAGCUGGCUGCCGCAGAACGACUUACUGGGCCACCCUAAGACUCGAGCGUUCGUCACUCACGCCGGAUCGAACGGUGUGUAUGAGGCCCUGCACCACGGCGUGCCCAUGGUCUGCCUGCCGCUGUUCGGGGACCAGCCCGCCAACGCCGCCCGGGUGGUGGCCAGGGGACUGGGGGUGAAGCUGGACUUCAGCACGGUCACGGCGGACGAGCUGUACCGGGCCAUUCUACAUGUUCUUACCAACAACAGCUACCGUGAGACGGCAGCCCGCCUGUCCCGUCUGCACCGUGACCAGCCCCAGUCACCCAUGGAGCGGGCCGUCUGGUGGAUAGAACACGUCAUCAAACAUGGCGGACUGCCCCAUCUCCGCGCACGCGCCGUGGAGCUGCCGUGGUACCAGUACUACCUGCUGGACGUGGCUGCCUUCCUGUUGGCCGUCUGUUCAGCUGUUCUUGUGCUCAUCUGGUGCAGCUGUUCUCUCGUCUGUAGAAAGAUUUGCCGUAAAAGUGGCGACAAGCUGAAGUCUCAGUAGAGAAUUCCAAAGAUUGUAACGUUAGAGGUGGCUCACUAGCAGUAUCUGCUGUAUGUAACAUCAUAAGCUACGUUUGUAUACAUAGAAUUAAUUGAUGAACUUUAUUACAAAGCAUUUGUAUAUGAUGCAAU